This is a messenger RNA of Syngnathus typhle (broad-nosed pipefish), 1798 nucleotides long. RefSeq lists its product as uncharacterized. The transcript is spliced from 2 exons. The record is from RefSeq and is a predicted model, not a curated record. Lineage: Eukaryota; Metazoa; Chordata; Actinopteri; Syngnathiformes; Syngnathidae. The coding region runs from base 1 to 990 and encodes 329 amino acids.
AUGCGGGGCGCUGACAGUCCCGUGUUGAGCGACUUUUCCAAAACAUCUGGGGCAGUGAUUACGAGCGUGGCCCUCACCGAUGUAGACAGUCACUUUGUGGCCUCCACAGGUAUGAGUGGCCAGACUAACAAUUGGCUCCUCAUGGCCGAGCAAGCUGCUAAUGUGACUAACACCAGUUGCGUUGUGUGUAUGGGCCCACGGCCCCUCUUGAGAAUCAUUCCCGCGAGUGUGGCUCCUGAGUGUGCGAUUUUUGUGAUGUCUACCCCUUCCAUUCCGUCUGCUCAUCCUUGCUCCAGUUGGGACAAGGUCUAUCCCGUUUCCUCCUUGGCAAAGUCCAAACCCCUUUUUUCCACUGAUGUUGCUAAAGGUAAUUUCACGUGCAUCAAGUUGCCCGGUACCGGCGCAAGCCUAGGCGUUUUGUCAGCUCCUUUGUGCACUUCCCUGUUCUAUGGCGCUGCCUUUUUCUCACCCAUCGCUCGUAGUGAUAUUUGGUUUUGGUGCGACACUGACAAACUUUAUGAUAGUCUCCCUUUUAAUAGCUCUGGUACUUGCGCUUUGGUGACCCUUUUGCUUCCCGUUUUAUUAAUGCCCGCAUCUACUCAUGAGCUAGACGUUUUUAUUGAUUCUUUUGUGCCCCGACCCUGGUCGAGGGCUAAGCGGAGUGCCGAGUGGCAAGGCGCGGCGGAUCCGACCUAUAUAGAUGCCAUUGGAGUUCCCAGAGGAGUGCCGGAUGAGUAUAAGCUGGUGAACCAGAUAGCAGCUGGUUUCGAAUCCUCCAUUUGUUGGUGGUGCACCCUUAACAAAAAUGUUGACAGGAUCAAUUACAUCCACUACAACGUGCAGAGGCUUGGAAAUUGGACCGAGGCGGGCUUCAGAGCGGUCCACUCCCAGCUGGCCGCGACUUCCCUCAUGGCUUUCCAGAACCGGAUGGCCCUUGACAUGCUACUCGCUAAGGAGGGCGGUGUCUGCGCCAUGUUCGGACGACUUUGAGCUCCCACGGCCCCCGAGUUGUCAUCUUCGCAUUGACUCCAUUGAUGAGGCCCCCGCUGUGGACCUGUCCGACCUUUUUCCUGAGUCCGACGUUGUCUGAUUGGCUUCGGUCGCCUCCCGGGUGUAAAUUUGUUCUUAUGACGUAUGAUCCUGCGGCUGAAAAUCUUUUGAAGUAGCCUUUGGGUGAUUUGAGGGUCUCUGAGAACUUAUGAUAAACAGGGGGGAAUUGUUGGAAAAUUGUAUAUAUAUGUUAUCAUGCGUUCUCUUUUAGUUUCUAUAUUACUAUAUUACAGUAAAUGAUGUCUCGUUAGAUCUACCGUUAGAUUAGAUCUGCGUACGUGCGUUCGUUGUUCUGCUUUGCUGUUCUUAUGUCCACCACAGAAUACCACAUCAGCCAAGGUGUGAGGUCUUGUCUCGGUCAGCGAGAGACAGCAGCAACGACAUUGUGUCAGCCUUCCUCAAGUGGCUGACUCGGCACCUCACACCCUCAAGAAAUGGAGCGCUGGGAGCGCCCCUGGUCCUUGCUGAUAAGACUGCUUGAACCCAUUGAACUUGAUGAACUCUGUUUGCUCUUUCCUAUGUCGCCACAUUAGCAUAACGUUUGCAGUAAUCUACACACACCAGAAGUUUCCUGCGCUUACCAAAAGCAGAAACCGUUUGCGCUUCCCCCUACCCUUAUUUGGUUUCUGCUACACAUGUGAUGAGGAAAAUUCCCCAAAUAAAGAGAGCAAGGAUGCAGACAGACUUUAGUGUAGGUUGGGCAUUGUAAGCUGUCUGUACUGCACUCCUUGCGCAAGCUACGACUCAA